AUGCUAAACUAUGUAUGUUCAUUUUGUGAAAGAGAGUUCAGUCAUCGUUCUUCAUUACGAAAUCAUGUAAAAAUUCAUGAUAAUGUAGUUAAUAAGAUUUUACAAGAAAUUUCUGAAGAAAUAGAGCAAGAGACGAAUACUUGGAAAAAGGAGGAAGAAGAGUUGAGCGAUAGCGAACAACUACAAGAAGAGGAGAAAGAAGAGUUGAGAGAGGAGAAAGAAGAGUUGAGCAACAACGAACAACUACAAGGAGAAGAGAAGGAAGAGUUGAACUAUAACGAACAAUUAGGAAGAAAGGAGGAGGAAGAGGAGGAGGAAGAAGAAUUGAACUAUAACGAACAAUUAGGAAGGGAGGAGGAGGAAGAGUUAAACUAUAAUGAACAACCAGGAGAAGCAGCAAUUAAAGAGGAAGUGAUCGAUAAUGAUAAAAUCAAAUAUUUACUGCUUUACGUUGAACUGAUUCAAACCUUUGAGUCUAUUGAUAUUAGUAGUUUAACAAUAUAUAAGCCAGAAUUUCCAAGUGAAGAAUUUGGAGAUUUUAUAGAAUUGCUUACUAGGUGGAACUUAUCAGAUACAUGCAGUAGUGAUAUACUCAAAUUUGUACGCAAGAUUUGCUAUGAUGAUAUAAUUUUAUCUUUAUCAGUAAUAUAA
Messenger RNA from Funneliformis mosseae, 651 nucleotides. NCBI's taxonomy places the organism in Eukaryota, Fungi, Glomeromycota, Glomeromycetes, Glomerales, Glomeraceae. The record is from the annotation of a GenBank genome assembly.